Messenger RNA from Acanthaster planci (crown-of-thorns starfish), 900 nucleotides. RefSeq lists its product as uncharacterized. NCBI's taxonomy places the organism in Eukaryota, Metazoa, Echinodermata, Asteroidea, Valvatida, Acanthasteridae. The record is from RefSeq and is a predicted model, not a curated record.
UGUCAUUCGUAAAAGCGACGUACAUGUACAUACGCGGCACUGAACUUAACGAGACAAUAAUAAAGGCAUGGGAGAACCUAAGCAUCCAUUGUCUCUCAUCUUGCUCGGUAUCCUGGCUACAAUAUCGUCGGUUGACGGGAAAGUAUGCUACUUGGGACAGGAGCCGGAUUUCAGCAGCACCUUGAAAUGGGUGUUGCCAUACCGGGACCCGUGCAAGUGCCAAGACGUGCGACUUGGCAGCAUCAACACCGACGCACUGGACCGACCCUUCGAGCCUGCUUACUUCAACUUGUCGACGGUGGUAUUCGAAGACUUGAAGGCGGUUGUUCAACUGUUGGACUGCAAACCAGGAUGUAGCACAUUCGAGGCAAGUGGCUAUGGUUACAAGUUUAUGUUCGCGGCACUUCCUCGGUCGUCGGAUGAAACCAUUAGCGUUGAGUUUGCAGUGCGUGCCAACGACCAGGUCCACAUAGCACUAUCGAGCCACAACGAUGAUUCAUCACAAAUGUACGAAGUGGUGAUCGGUGGAUGGUUCGACACGAAGUCGGUGAUCCGUCGUCGGAGACAAGGACAAAAUGUGGUAGCAAAGGCGGAUCCCAGUGGAUGGCUUGACGGGGAUACCUACAAACCCUUCUGGAUCAGAGCUACCCCCGGUGUCGGCGGUGACGGCCGAGCUACCUUGACCAUCAGGGUAGGCCGAGGCUCAGAUACAGAGCCUUUCAUGGGCUACCUGGAUACCUCUCCACUAUCUGUGAGCUACUUGGGGUUUAGCAUGUGGGGCGACUCAGUUGGUGAAUAUCGAUUUUGUGGUCUUGAGUUAGCUGCCGAUAAUUAACGUUCCAAAGGGGAAACGUCGUCCAAGGGGGACCUCACAAGGGUCACAGUUCAUAGCCUGAUAAA